This is a messenger RNA of Ustilago hordei, 1896 nucleotides long. RefSeq names its product putative phosphoribosyl-5-aminoimidazole carboxylase. Gene Ontology annotation, molecular function: phosphoribosylaminoimidazole carboxylase activity; metal ion binding; ATP binding. The record is from RefSeq and is a predicted model, not a curated record. Gene Ontology annotation, biological process: 'de novo' IMP biosynthetic process. Bases 1 to 1896 code for a protein of 631 amino acids. The transcript has a single exon. Lineage: Eukaryota; Fungi; Basidiomycota; Ustilaginomycetes; Ustilaginales; Ustilaginaceae.
AUGGAACAACGAGUGGUCGGAGUACUUGGCGCUGGCCAGCUCGGUCGCAUGUUUGUUGAGGCAGCGGCUCGACUCAACGUUCAGGUCAGGUUGCUUGACGUUGGAGAUACGGCCCCAGCCAAGCAGAUCAACUACGCUCCCGGUUCCGACGGCAAGUCGCAGCACAUUGAUGGCAGCUUUGCUGACCCGGAAAAGAUCCGCCAACUCGCUUCGCAGGUCGAUGUGCUCACGAUCGAGAUCGAGCAUGUCGAUGCUACCCAGCUUCAGAAGGUGCUCGACGACAAGCUUGUAGAUGCCGUGCACCCUCUUCCUUCCACGAUCGCACUCAUUCAGGACAAGUAUCUGCAAAAGGUCCAUCUCGCCGGCGAGGGCUUGCCUCUUGCAGAGUACCUCGCUGCUGGACCCGAAGACAUGUCCAAGGUCACCGAUGUCGCCCAAGCUCGUUCGGCUCAGAUCGCCGCCGUUUCCGAGAUCGGCAAGGAAUUCGGCUUCCCGCUCAUGCUCAAGUCGAGAACACAAGCUUACGAUGGCAAGGGUAACUAUGUCGUCAAGUCAGCUGACCAGGCCGAAGCUGCUGUGGCAGCGCUCGGCGAUGGCAAGCGUGGUCUUUACGCCGAAAAGUGGGCCCCCUUCGAACGCGAAGUAGCUGUCAUGGUGGUGCGCAGUGCAACAGGUCAAGUCAGAGCGUAUCCUGCUGUAGAGACAGUGCACAAAAACAGCAUCUGCCACACUGUCUUUGCACCACUACGAACUGCGGAUCCAGGUGUGGAGGCGCGUGCACGAAAGAUCGCAGAGGAGGCAGUAGCAACAUUCGGUGGAGCAGGUGUCUUUGGUGUCGAGAUGUUCCUGAUGCCCAACGGCAAGCUUUUGAUCAACGAAAUCGCACCACGACCUCACAACUCGGGCCACUACACCAUCGAGGCCGCCGAGACGAGUCAAUACGAGAACCACGUUCGAGCUAUUCUCGGUCUGCCGCUCGGAAGUACGGCUCUCAAGGUUGCUUCGGCUGCCAUGAUCAACAUUCUCGGCUUGGCCGACUCGGACAAGGAUGGUGAGGCUGUUGCAAAGACACUUGUGCCUGCUGUUGUCAGCCUCGAGGUUGCAGGUACGACAUGUCACCUAUACGGCAAAGCAGGCUGCCGCAAAGGAAGGAAGAUGGGUCAUAUCACGAUUGUCGGUCAAAGCGAUGCUCAGGUUCGAUCUCGUCUGCGUAUUGUCGACGAGGCGCUGGAAAAGGCAACUCAACUCGCCGAACAGGGCGGCAAGCUUGCUUGCGAACUCACCCUUGCCGGUGUCGUUGCUCUCAGCGCUUCCGGCUCGACAUCAUCAUCUUGUUGCUCUUCCAGCAAACCAUGGACCAAGUCGGCUGCCGACUUUUCUCACCCUCAACCCUUGGUGGGCAUCAUUAUGGGCUCAGAUAGCGACUUGCCCGUCAUGAUGGCUGCUGCCGAGAUGCUGAAAAAGUUUGACGUUCCUUUCGAGUUGACGAUUGUCAGUGCGCACCGCACGCCGGACCGGAUGCGUAACUAUGCACGCAGCGCACCAGCACGUGGGCUGCGCGCCAUCAUUGCCGGCGCCGGCGGGGCGGCUCAUUUGCCAGGCAUGGUGGCUGCACAGACCGCUUUGCCGGUCAUCGGUGUUCCCGUCAAGGGCAGCACAUUGGACGGUGUUGACUCUCUGCACAGCAUUGUUCAGAUGCCUCGUGGUAUCCCUGUUGCGACGGUGGCGAUCAACAACAGUACAAACGCUGCAUUGCUUGCUAUUCGCAUCCUCGGUGCAGCUGAUCCAGCCUACUUGAUCAAGAUGCAGAACUACAUGGAGGAGAUGGAGAAGCAAGUGAAUGGCAAGAUUGAGCGUCUUGCGCACGAUGCAUGGGACUACACGCUCAAGAAGUAG